CGAGUGGUCGACUUGGUCAGGCUGGUCGGUCUCCUUGAACUGGGAGGAGAGGUCGAGAAGCGCGAAUGCUGCGGACAAGCCCUGGCGGACGGGCCGGUCGGAGGGUGAUAUGAUGGGCGACGGCGUGGUGGGCGGCGUGGAGAGAGGAGUGCUUGACGCAGAUGGACAAUGGAGGGAUGAGAGGGGCGAGUGGUCGAUGGCGGAGGGAGGGUGGGGCGGCCCGUGCUUUAUGGAAUGGGGCUGCACCGCUCGGUGUGGGAGUCACUUUCUCGCUCUCUCUCACUCUCCAGCGGUCAAUUCAGCUUCCAGACGGGACGAAGCGUGCUGUGCGUGCUGUACUCUACUCUUUCUGAUGUGCGUGUGCUAGAUGCACAAAGCGCGAGGUCGCAUGAGCAACAGCAAAACGAUCUUAUUAUGC
Cutaneotrichosporon oleaginosum is the source of this 418-nucleotide messenger RNA. RefSeq lists its product as uncharacterized. Lineage: Eukaryota; Fungi; Basidiomycota; Tremellomycetes; Trichosporonales; Trichosporonaceae. The record is from RefSeq and is a predicted model, not a curated record.